AUGGCUACACCACCGUUCACAUCCUCGCCAGCCCUGGCUACGCGUGGACAACUCCGACAACACUCUGCAGUUCCUCCCUCUUCACCACCAAUCCCAUUCCUCUCCAGGAAAAGAUCUCUCAAGAGAACGGCAUCGGCGUCUUCGUCGAUAGACCCUGAUUCUCCUUCAGAUAGGCCGUCGAAAAGACGGGCUCUUCGAUCUUUGAGAAGAACAAAUAGUGUCUCUGGAUCCGAACUCGCCGGCAACGAAAAUGCUCGACUGACACCAUUCCCUGCUACUCCACCUCGCAUUCUCAAAAGAACGCCUUCUCUUCUUCCUGCCAUCGAUUUCCAGGCUUCGCCUCCUCGUCAGGUCCGACCAGCGAAAUCCGAACAGGUUUCUGAUCAGGAACCAGUUGUUGUUGCUCCCGAAGAAAAAGCUAACCAUUAUCCUACUCCGGUUCCGACUUCUGAAAUUGGUAUCCCGACAUCUCCUGCCCCUAAGGUUGCUGCUCCUGUAUCCUCCCGACAAGGCUUGAACAGAACCAAUUCUGCUUUUUCUGAACUUCGUGCUCCUCUGGUCUCCGUCCCGACCGUAACACUUCCAAAGAACUGCCAACCAGUUACCUUUGGUCGUUCCGUCAACAAAUGUACUUACCUUAUGUCUAAGUCACAUACCGUAUCCCGUGUGCACUUCAAGGUCACCUACCUCGGCUUCGCUCUUCGAAAGUCGGUCGAAGUCCAUUGUGUUGGAUACAAUGGAGGUAGGGUUCACUGCCGUGGUGACACUUGGGAACUCCGUUAUGGGGAUAUCUUCUGGUCGGAAUCCGGCGACGAUAUUAUGGUCGAGACCGACAACACUCGUGUCGUCAUCCGUUGGCCUUCUGACGACCUCCAGGCCACCUCCCCUGUUUCUCCUGUCAUCAAACCCGUUGUUAUUCCCUCGAGUACCUUCCCUUACCCUGCCGAGUAUGACCUCUCCAUAGAAACCAAGGCUAGAAAUGGCCGACCGUUUCCGACCGAGGGAGUCGAAUUCUUUGGGAAGUUCACCCACGAGCCUGUUCCCAAGAUAAACAUCCCCAAACCCAGAAAUGGGUCUAUCGAUAUCAAUGCUCUUACUGAACCCGCUCCUCUUCGAUUGUCCCGCGAACCCUGGAAUAACAAUCCGGACUCUCCUUGCCCACAACCGAAGAGACAACGCUUGAUGCCGGUUUCGCCUCUACCCUUCGCGACCUUAUCGACAUCCCAAUCCAACUUCACAUUAUAUGAGGAUGAGGAUGAUGAGGACGAUGAUAUCGUUUUUGCCCCGAUAUCACCCGUUAAGGAUGAAGAAGAAGAAGACUAUGGCUUUGUUCUUCGUGAAUCCGAGAAACCGGAGGCUCUCAACACAGAGGUCGAACUCGACGAUGAUGAAGAGGAUGAAGAGGAAGAAGAGGAAGAAGGAGUGAAUGACAACGAAGAGGAGGACGCCAAUUACGACGAUGAGGAUUCCGAAAACGUCAAUGAGUCCGCUGCUCAUACCACUCCGACCAAGCAUACCGCCAAAUCGCAGAAACUUGCUUAUAAACUAAAGCACAAACUCGACGAAUCUGUUUCUCAGGACCCGCUCACCCCGAAGUCCAAAAUCUCCCUCAUGAAGCAUCUUUCCAACCAGAUUGCAUUCUCGCGACUUGCUUCCACUCCUCUAUCUAACCUUAUCAAAUCUCUCCCCCCUGGUGUUCGGGAAAAGGUUUCUGUUGAAUUUGUCCAGGCCCUCUUGACCAGUGUCCCGUGCAUCGGAGAGAUUAAGCGUGAGGGAAAGGAUGCGAGCGGAAAGCUAUUGGAGCCCGAGUAUUACUAUAUCGCAGACAUGGACUUUGAUUUGGACCGCAAGUCGAUCGUCUGUUCCCUUAACAAACCGAGUUUGAGGUCUUGCAGGAAAACUCAUAAGCAAUACUUUUGGAAGAAGCCGAAGGUUUAA
Orbilia oligospora ATCC 24927 is the source of this 1938-nucleotide messenger RNA. RefSeq lists its product as uncharacterized. The record is from RefSeq and is a predicted model, not a curated record. The coding region runs from base 1 to 1938 and encodes 645 amino acids. Gene Ontology annotation, molecular function: protein binding. NCBI's taxonomy places the organism in Eukaryota, Fungi, Ascomycota, Orbiliomycetes, Orbiliales, Orbiliaceae. The transcript is spliced from 2 exons.